AUGAACAGGCCGCCGCCGCAAGGUCGUGGUCAGCCACGGCUAGGUGCAACAUGGUAUCCAGGGGGCCAGGACGAUUUUUACAUGCCAGAAGUCAUAUCCCCUUCUCCUCAAAGGGUCAUGCCUGAAGUACCGGAGAGUAUGCAACACAAUAUCGAUCACCUCGAGCACGAAGCUCGUCACCCUAACCGCGGUCAUUAUGCGUCACCGCAGUACGAACGUGCUCGCUUCCCCGAGCGAAUUUCUUCCUCCGCCGCCAUCAUCCAGGGACCACCUCAAGAGCGGUCGCUCUCCCGGAAUUAUGCUUCAUCGUCAGGCCACGACGCCAGCGCUUAUGAGCAGUCUGCAGUUUAUGAUACCAUAGAUCCUCCCAAUUUCUCACCGUUCCCAGUUCUGCGGGACCCGCCGCCCAAUGUCCCUCCCACAGAUGAACAGAAAGAAGCCAGUCUAGAGAAUGCUCGGGUGCCAGUUCUGUCAUCUAAUGACCCCGAAAUGCAACUUUCCUGGGCUCAGGAUGCUCUAGCUUAUGUUGAGGUUGCAAUGCAGAAUGAGACCCGUCUGUCGUUGAUUCAACCCCCGCGGCCUCAGACACCUCAGGCGGAGCGUCAGUUAAGAGCUGAUGCAAUGAACAUUGUCACCUUUCUGGCCGAUCAGUAUCAUCCCAAAGCCGAAUUUAUCAAGGGCAUGUGGUUGGAGUUUGGCAAAUUUGGUUUCCGUGUGGAUAAGAAGGAGGCGUUCCGGGCUUAUUCUAGGGCUGCGGAGAAGGGCUACGCGAGAGCGGAGUAUAGAAUUGGGAUGCAAUUCGAAAGCUCUGGCGAGCCAGAAAAGGCCAUCAGACAUUAUGAGAAGGGAGUUGCCCUUGCUGAUUCCGCUUCUUACUAUCGUCUAGGUAUGAUGAUCCUUCUUGGUCAACAUGGGCAACGCCAGGACUAUCAGACAGGAUUGGAUUACAUUCAGCUUGCUGCAGAAUCCUGUGAUGAGAAUGCGGCCCAGGGUGCUUACGUUUAUGGUAUGCUUUUGGCGCGGGAGCUGCCCCAGGUGAACGUGCCUGAAAGUUUCCUGCCCCUCGACUUGAAUGCUGCUCGCAUCAAUAUUGAAAAAGCCGCAUAUCAUGGAUUCGCCAAAGCUCAGGUUAAGAUAGGCGCCGCAUAUGAACUCUGCCAGCUCGGCUGCGAUUUCAACCCUGCCCUGUCUCUGCACUACAAUGCAUUAGCCGCCCGUCAAGGUGAACCCGAAGCGGAAAUGGCAAUCAGCAAAUGGUUCCUCUGCGGACACGAAGGGGUCUUUGAGAAGAAUGAUGAAUUGGCGUUCACCUAUGCUCAGCGCGCAGCUCAGAGUGGAUUUCCAACCGCUGAGUUUGCCCUGGGUUACUUUUACGAAGUGGGAAUUUUCGUACCUGUGGAUAUCAAGGAGGCUAGGAGCUGGUAUGCCAAAGCUGCAGCAAGUGGAAACAAGGACGCGACCAAUCGGAUUGACAGCAUUUCCCGGUCCAAGACAUUGUCUAGAAAAGACCACGAGAAGGUUGCUAUUGCACGCAUUAAAUCACGGUACGGCUCUCAUCAGCGAGGAAACUCUCUGGAGCCGACACCGGAGAAUAUCGAAAUGCCCGAUCCUUCGAAGAUGAGUCUUACAGAUAACAAUGGACCAACCGCUGCUCCUUACCCCGACAGACCAGAAUCUCGUGCUCGGCCUCCUUAUCAAGCGAGCUACACGAUGCCCGAUCCACGGCCAAGCUCCGCUUUUGGUAUAAACCCCAAUAUUCGCUCCAAUGCUCCAGGUUACAACCGAGCCGCUUCUUACGGUCCAGGGCCAAUGGGCCGUCACCCUCCCCCUGGUCCUGGAAUGUCACCAAUGGCUGGCCCAACUAGUCCAGCAGGCAUGUCUAGCCCUUCAGGGACACCUAGGCUAGAUAUUGGCUACACAGCACCCCUUGAACCCCAUGGCGCUGAUCCUCGAAGACGUCCGCAGCGCCUCGAUAACGGACACCCAGACCGGAAGCCCGUGCGAACACCUGUUUCCGCUCACCCGCCGGGUGGUCCAAUGGGUUCUCCCAGGCCAUCUGGCUCUCCUUCUACGGCCACAUUUCCCCCACGUGCCGAAUCCAUACCACCUCCAUCGAGAGGAUCAACAUCGUCGACGCCUAAGCCCGUGACAUCUCCAUCGAGCACAACAAGCCAGAAGCCUGCGUCGCAGUCGAGUAAGGCUAGCGGCCAGGGCCUACCGGGUAAGGGUCCUAAGACCUUUGAGGAAAUGGGAGUUCCGACUGUUCAAAAAGAUAACGAUUGCGUACGUUUGAUCCCAAUACUUAUGUUCAUCAUUUUUACCAAGAAACUGACCGGGUUUUAG
Aspergillus wentii DTO 134E9 is the source of this 2343-nucleotide messenger RNA. Its product is annotated as putative chitin synthase activator (Chs3). The coding region runs from base 1 to 2343 and encodes 780 amino acids. Gene Ontology annotation, molecular function: protein binding. The record is from RefSeq and is a predicted model, not a curated record. The transcript has 4 exons. Lineage: Eukaryota; Fungi; Ascomycota; Eurotiomycetes; Eurotiales; Aspergillaceae.